GAAAUAUAUUAAAAUUUACGGCCACUGGAUUAAUUCACUCUUUUGUCUGUUUUUGAUUUAGUAAAAGGUUCAAUAGUUAUGAUUGGUGAACUAUAGGAUACAGGUAUUCCAAUGUAGUUCAUUCACAUUGUCUGAGAGAGUGGUCAAUUUAAAACAUACAAUAUAGUCUUAUGAAAUAAGAAUAUUAACAAGAUGUAACCAUUUGAUUGCUUCAAGUAAAGAUCUCAGCAUUCGGUGCAAAUUUUGACACUGUUGAGUUAACGAAUCUAUUAUUUCAGAAAUGAUGAACUGUGGAUUAAUAUUUCUAAUUUAUUUGGAUUUGUAUAAUAAUUUCUAUUUCAGUAUACAAUAUAGGAAUGGGAUUAUUACAAACAGUGAAUAGCAAACCCUAAGUUUGUUUACUUGCAUUACUUGUGUACCCUUAUCAGUCAAGAAUUGGUGGUUACCACUAUGUGAAUAAAAUAUACAGUGCGAAGAAAUUAGUGUCCAUAUACAGUUUAGUUACUGCUGUUUUCACAACACUUCAUUCUGUAGAACUUCAGAGUUACCUAUCAAUAUAAGGGUUGUAUUUUGAAUUAGAGGGAUAGUUCAGUACAACAAUAAAUUAGGUAGCUACAAUUAAGCUAGCUAAAUGUAAUAUGUUUUAAGUAUAAUGUUAAUUGAAGCGUGAAAUCUCAUCCAUAAUUUAAAAAUGACCAAGUGAAGGGUUGUUCAAACCUUCAAGACUGUAUGUUUUAUCUGUCGAGUGUAACCAUAGUUGUGGACUAGAAUGUGGUAUACCUUUUCACAAGUUGUUUAAACAGUUUAACCGAAGUCUUUGCAACUAAUAUAUUUUAUAGGUUUUUGGUAACUUUAUUGUACUGAGUAUCUAUCUUUAAUUUAAACGAUAGGUUUCAGGUAUUUUAAUUGAACUAUUUAGUAAAUAAUACGUCACCAAAAGGCGAACAACUUUUAUACAAAAUGUUUCAGAUUGUGAUGGAUAUCCUAUGUCAAAGAUGAAUCGAGUUCACUUAACAUUCCUUGUUUGCAGAGUCCGUUUGGGUUUCAUGUAAACGUCAUGAUUAGCUGCUUCAAUAUUAAAAGAAAAUGAAGCAAUCACAAAGUUUAAGUAUGAUUCGAGAACUUUGAAAUCUCCAAAAAGUUAUGAUACACCUUAACCGAUGACACAGUUUACUAAAAGAAGUAUAAUCCACCUAAUAUGGAUAAACUUGAACUAAAAUCUAACACAUUUAGUAAAACAUUUCCUAAAAUUUGGAUAUAAGUUGGUGUUUCUUUAAAAUUUCAAAUCACUUUAGUCCUGUUCGUUUUUACUCUUAGCUCAUAUUGAUUUCAUUGGUUAUAUAAAAUCCUAUGACUGGCUAUAGUUUUCUCAGCUCUGACUUAAAUUGUUCUUAAAUAUCUUUUUCACUUGGGCGAGCUUAUAGCUAACUUGUCUGGUCCUGGGAGAUAUCGUAAUCUUAUGACAUUUUAGUAUUUUAUACAUCGACAUUGUCUAUGUAAUGUAACAACAACUGUAUUAGUUAAUGUACUUAAGACAAAUUGCCCUUUAUGUAUAUUCUAGGCGUCUAUCUAGCUUUCCAUCAAUGGCUUAAAACAUACCCUCUCGCAAAAUCUACCGUGUUUGACAAAAAAAUUGGAAAUUAAUUAAUUUAUUUAUCGUGUUAUAUGAAGAGGCGCGAAAUCAGAUCCACUGUAUUUCACUAGUACUAGGACUUCCAACCACCUUAUUCGAUUUGCGAUCAUCAACGUUAUUUCAGUUUCAGUUCCUUUUUCGUAAUAGUACUGAUGAUAAUAAUAUGACAUUAAUAAACUUAAAAAAUCUAUCAAAAUAACAUGUUCGUAUGUGAAAACUCAUUAACAUGCAGAAUCAUAUGAUUAAGAUAAGAACGUUUCAUUGAAAAACAAACUGAUUUAUUUACCUAAUGUUGCAGUUAAUUGACUCAUUAUUGUAUUAAUGAUUGAAAAUCACAUCUUAUUGUGUGUACCAGUCACAGUAAAGCUAAAUGGAAACCUAUGCUCUCUAACUUUUAGCUUACUUUUAUUGUAAGAUGAACUAUACACCUGACGAAACAUUAAAGAAAUGUUUCGUAAACAUCUGUUUAGUUCCAGUAUACUGAUGGAUUUGAAUGAAUCCUUUUGUUGUUACAAAUUAAUUUAGAUUACUAUUUUUAGUAUGGGGUUGUCGAGAUUAUUGUGUUUCAUUGAAAUAAUGAACCGAUCUAAGCCCACCAUUAUUACUAGUAUUGUGUUGGUAUUUUUACUACUGAUUUACGAACUGUUCGAGUCUAAUAAGAUAACUAGAUGUAUCAGGAGAGCUUGAUUACUUCUGAUGAUCAGACAAUGAAACCGACAUUUUAGCAAAUUACAACUCACACAAAUAUUCUGCAUAAAAAUUUCGAAAUGUGUUGACUUUUAAAAUUGUUUGGUUACUCAUUAAGGUGCACGAAAUAAGAUUAUUUUUUUCGUAGUAUUUAAAUUCUAAUUGAAAUAUUUUUAUUCGCAACCUAAAAUGUCUUUGAAGAUAUUCUAACCGUCCUAUGGGAAAACGUUCAAUUUGAUGAAAAACAUUCCUUACAUUGGAAUGUACCAUUAUAUAACAUAAAUCGGUAUUAGUGUGUAUUUUAAGAUAAAAGAUCUUAUGCACGAAAUCAACAAUAGCUAUCACGUUUCUAGUGUUUUUUUAUUUAAGUAGGUAGUGACCUAAUUGUUGGAGAGAACUUUUAAGCUUGUAGAAUUUCUAACAUUCGAAUAUUUUCACCAGAAUAGACUAUAUCAAAAAUGAAUCAUGUGUAUUUAUUCUCAUUUAAUUUUCUCCUGCGUUUGUUUUGUUUUUCAAUACAGAAUCAUGAAUGAAUCAACAGUUGAAGGUGGCGAUAUCGACGAUUCGUCUCAUCUGAGAAAGUUAACUUCAAUGGGUGAUAGCUGCCCUAGUUGUCGUGCAGUCAGCUCAAUUAUCCCUUUAACCCUGUCUGCUUAUAUACUGUAUGUGUGUAAAGAUCAAGCCUCCAAGUAUGCUGGUGUAAAAAAAGUGUCAUAUUUGACUCUAUGCACUAGUAUAUCAUUGGGUUUGCUAUACCUUGGAGGGAGUCAGUUGUUCUCUCGAUGAAAUGCAAAACUACCAAUGAAAGCCUCAUAGACGAAUUAUUUCGACUACUUUAACGUUGAUAUUGUGUCCUGUUACCAAUGAAUGAAGCGCUAUUGCUGAUCUAUUCUCAGGCUUAUUGAGGUCAACUGAACAUCGGAAAACAUUUUUCGAAUAUUUUUCGUGUAUUUUAAACUGUAUAUCCAGUUACCUAUAUGUUUCUCCCACAUAUGCUACAUCGCA
This is a messenger RNA of Schistosoma spindalis, 3325 nucleotides long. The record is from the annotation of a GenBank genome assembly. NCBI's taxonomy places the organism in Eukaryota, Metazoa, Platyhelminthes, Trematoda, Strigeidida, Schistosomatidae.